Molecule: messenger RNA, 1293 nt
Organism: Lodderomyces margitis
Lineage: Eukaryota; Fungi; Ascomycota; Pichiomycetes; Serinales; Debaryomycetaceae
Exons: 2
Coding region: 1-1293 (430 amino acids)
Source: RefSeq, a predicted model, not a curated record
AUGAAAAAAAAAUACUCCGCCAGAAAGAAAUCAUUACCCAACACACACCUACUCAAUUACUUCAAAUGUGUACCUGAUCUAUACUUGCAACAACAGUCAUAUCCCGACCCCACUCGAUUACCAAACGAGUCGCCAAUUUAUCACUCGACUAAAUCCCCUACUGGAUUGCGCCUUGGCUUGGAUAUCAGAUAUGAUCAUUACAAGUUACGCCGUGGCAACUGCAAUGACAUUUGGGAGAUUGCCAUGAAGAGUAGAGGAACAAAAGGUAUUUACAUUGGUGAUGAUGCGCUUGUCGAAUUUGCAACCAUCAAUUAUUAUAUUUCCCAAUGGCAAGAUGCAAAAUGGGAGGCGAUAAACAUACCGGUGGAACACAAAUUGGAUAGGCAUUGGAUUAUCAUUGUGUUGAUUGGUCUUGUUAAACAAAUUCCAUUGCAAUUUUACGACAAACAGGAGCCUAUAUCAGGUACAUCAAUCUCAGAAAUCAAGCUUCCCCCAAAACCACAAAAAUCAUCCGAGUUCGCUAAUGUAUACACGCCCGACAGGGAUAAAGGGGUCGCUAUCAGAUUCAACAAACUGGUUAAACUAGGAAUUGAUGUGGCUGUCGACUUUGCUCAAUUGAAUUUGAUUAGUGCUGUUGCAUCAUCAAUAAAGCAUUUACCAGUGGACUACACGGGAAAAUCAAUCACUAUUGUGUCAUCACCAGAUUUCGAAGGUGUGGCAAACACGAUUGUCAAAUUACUAAUGGCAUUUGUUUGUCAAAUGGAAGUUCACAUUGCCGAUUCACCACCUAGCUUUGACACCGAUAUAACAACCCUCCCUGAAUCACAAGCAUCAUUAACUGACUUGUCAUGGCGACAAAAUAUCAAAUUAUAUUUCCUUGGAUUAGGAAUCUUUGAAUCGGAUAAAUUAGUCUAUGUGUACUCGCCCAUUUCGCAUCCGCAAUUGACUUCUUCGCAACUAAAUCAUUUACGCAUUGUCACAAAUUCACACGUAAUUCGUGAAUAUUGCACAUACAAUAUCCUCGGCCCCAUUUUGACCACUGACUAUUAUGAAUAUCGCACCUAUACUCGUCAGUUUGGCGUGAUGCCGCAAUCGCUCGAAAUGAAGGUGAAUAAUUUGAAUGCAAAUGGCAUAGGUAAUUUGUUGAUUAGAGGCUAUACUAUUGGCAAAUCGACAAAUUACUUGAAGGGAGAAGUAGCAAAAGAGCCAAACUCCAAUGGCGAAGGAGAUGGGUUUAUGCCGGUGAAUAUACGUGGUAAAUUUGGUGCUGAUGGAUGUUUAUAUAUGAUAUAA